Messenger RNA from Striga hermonthica, 1659 nucleotides. NCBI's taxonomy places the organism in Eukaryota, Viridiplantae, Streptophyta, Magnoliopsida, Lamiales, Orobanchaceae. The record is from the annotation of a GenBank genome assembly.
AUGGAUUCGGCUUCUGCCCAAACUUCCACAACAUCAGUUUCAAACGCAUCCAAUAAUAAUAAGCUGAAGAAAUCCAAUCUCCUCGCGAAAAGAAGCUCCAAUCUCGACCACAUUUCACCAUGCAAACCCAUAACUGUGGACCUCACCACAAAUCACAAAUCACCGAGUGAAUUCAAGAAAAACGAGCCAACAGUCCCAUGCCCGGUCCCCACGCCCAGAACACUCACGAACCACGAUUAUUACCUCACGAGCAGCAGCACAUCGCGAACCGUGUCGUCUGCAAUGUCGCCCGGCCUAAGAACACCGAGCGGCCAGUCGAGCCCAAACAACAACACCCGGACGAGUGGAAUCAGCUCCCGAAGCAACAGCCUGGACAGCACGUGCAGCGGGACCCUCAAGCCCCACACGGGCGGGGACUUCAGGUGGGAUGCCAUAACUUGUGCCUCUUCGAAAGAUUCUCCUCUAGGCCUCAGCAAUUUUCGCCUCCUGAAGAGGCUUGGCUACGGAGAUAUCGGAUGCGUGUACCUUGUUGAGCUCAGGGGAGCUAAUGCCUUCUUUGCGAUGAAGGUUAUGGAUAAAGGCUCGCUUGCCAGUAGAAAUAAGCUGCUUAGAGCUCAGACGGAAAGGGAGAUUCUGGGUCUUCUCGAUCAUCCUUUUCUACCCACCUUGUAUUCUUAUUUCGAGACGGAUAAGUUUUAUUGUUUGGUUAUGGAGUACUGCAGUGGAGGUAACUUGCAUGCUCUGAGGCAAAAGCAGCCCAAUAAGCACUUUACAGAGGAAGCUGCUAGAUUUUACGCAUCAGAGAUCUUGCUGGCACUCGAGUACCUCCACAUGCUAGGAAUUGUAUACCGCGACUUGAAACCCGAGAAUGUCCUUGUACGCGAAGAGGGUCACAUCAUGCUGUCUGACUUUGACCUCUCCCUACGUUGUUCGGUCAGCCCAACACUCGUCAAAUCCUCAUCCGUUCACAACAUAAACAGGACAAGUGGCGGCCUCCUGUCGGAAGAUGACAGUGCACUGCGUGGGUGCAUGCAGCCAACAGGCUUCCUCCCGCUUCUCCUCUCCACCAAAAAGAAUCGGAAGUCCAAAUCUGUAUCGGGCCUCGGAGGCCAUGGGGCGAACUCCCUACCCGAGCUCAUGGCGGAGCCCACGGAUGUUCGUUCCAUGUCGUUCGUUGGGACCCACGAGUAUCUUGCCCCUGAGAUCAUCCGUGGUGAGGGGCAUGGGAGCGCGGUGGACUGGUGGACGUUUGGGGUCUUCCUAUACGAGCUCUUGCUCGGGACAACGCCGUUCAAGGGGUUGGGAAAUCGGGCCACACUUUGUAACGUCGUCGGCCAACCGUUGAAGUUUCCUGAAAGUCCACAUGUGAGUCCCAACGCAAGAGACCUUAUCAAGGGGCUCUUGGUGAAGGAGCCUAACAGAAGGAUUGCGUACAAAAGGGGAGCAACCGAGAUCAAGCAGCACCCGUUUUUUGAGGGCGUGAAUUGGGCUCUCGUGAGAAGCGCGGCCCCACCUCAUGUGCCGGAGCCCGUUGAUUUCGCUCAGUACACUAGCAAAGACUCGAGUUGUGGUCCGGACAGGAAAGUCGCUGAUGUGUCGGGUGAUGGGAACAAAAGCAACUCGACCGAUGCUUCUUAUGUUGAGUUCGAGUACUUUUAG